Messenger RNA from Carcharodon carcharias (great white shark), 1272 nucleotides. Its product is annotated as CD276 antigen-like. Lineage: Eukaryota; Metazoa; Chordata; Chondrichthyes; Lamniformes; Lamnidae. Gene Ontology annotation, biological process: cellular response to lipopolysaccharide; cell surface receptor signaling pathway; T cell costimulation. The record is from RefSeq and is a predicted model, not a curated record. Gene Ontology annotation, cellular component: external side of plasma membrane. The transcript is spliced from 5 exons. The coding region runs from base 323 to 1084 and encodes 253 amino acids.
UUGGACAUGGACUGCUUCAGUAUCUGAGGAGUCGCGAAUGGUGCUGAACAUUGUGCAACCAUCAGCGAACACCCCGGCUUCCGAUCUUGUGAUGGGAGGAAUGUCAUUGAUGGAGCAGCUGAAGGUGGUUGGGCCGAGGACACUACCCUGAGGAACUCCUGCAACAAUCAUUUGGGACUGAAAUAAUUGACCUCUGACUACUACAGCCAUUUUCCUCUGUGCUAGAUACGACUCCAGCCAAUUGUCCUAGAGUUCAGCUCCACCUCAAUUUACCUGAUAUGCAGACUUGAUAUCUUGAGAUGACAAUAGCCGCAAUUAUAAGAUGAAGGCGUUUUUUCUUGGGCUGUGUGUGUUAGUCCUCAGGGCUGAGGAAGGCCCAGAGUUCAGCGUCACCGCACACUACAGUGGGGAAGUCAUCCUUCCAUGCAGCACAGGAGGCAGCUCUGUUGGGAGGGUUUAUUGGCAAAAGGAGGGCGAUGAACCGGUCUUCAUGAAAGCCUAUUGCACAGACGGAAGUAACUGCGACAAGAUCAAGUCCAGCUAUGCUGGCCGAGCACUCUUCAUUGGCAAUUUAGCACGGGGCAACUUCUCUCUCAAACUUCGAGACAUUCGCCUUGAUGACGAAGGCUCCUACCACUGUGUGCUAAUGAAUAAUCAAGAAGUCUCUCACUGUCACCAUAACCUGAAAGUGAUAGCCCAGUACCGGACACCAGAGAUAAACAUCACACGAGGAGUGGACAAUGUUGUCACUCUCACCUGUUCCACCAGUGGAGGUUACCCAGAGGCUGCGGUGCGAUGGGUGAAUGGAAGUGACAACAGUUCCUUCCCGGAGAAUCUGGUGGUGACCAGACACGUCAGAGACGAGCAUCGACUGUACAGUCUGACCAGUGUCCUUCGGGUCAAAGUCAGUAAUGACCGCAUCACCUGUCAAAUCGUCACCAACAGAACUGAAGACAUCAAUAACUCGGUCUCAGUGUACCCCAACGGUCAUGGACCCAGCUCGAUCAAGGUUGCCUCUGGAGCAAGCAAGCUGUCCUUCCUCUGGAGCAUUCUCAUAACCGGUGCCUCGCUCUCUUUGAAGUAAACCCUUCUCGAUUCUUCCGUCUGAUCUGAAUGUCCCUCCGCUGCGGGCAGUGGGUGGACACAGACUGGCGCGUGCCACAUCUCCACUCUCCUUCCCCUUGCCUCUUGGCCAGACAUGGUCACGCCCGGACAUCAUGGUUGAGGAGCCUGUCUGACUCUUGCCUCUGUUAGCUUAGCCGCACAUGGCGU